This is a messenger RNA of Nilaparvata lugens (brown planthopper), 4159 nucleotides long. RefSeq lists its product as uncharacterized. Gene Ontology annotation, cellular component: PRC1 complex. Gene Ontology annotation, biological process: negative regulation of transcription by RNA polymerase II. Gene Ontology annotation, molecular function: metal ion binding; promoter-specific chromatin binding. The record is from RefSeq and is a predicted model, not a curated record. Lineage: Eukaryota; Metazoa; Arthropoda; Insecta; Hemiptera; Delphacidae.
AGUUGAGAGUUGAACUGUGAGGAGGCCUUGUGCGCUCGUCCAAGUGAACAUUCAGUGUUGGAGCCUAAAAUAUACUUUCAAGACUCGACUUGUGCGUUCUGUGAGUCGGUUGUGGUUUGUGCGUGUACGGGUCGAUCAAUACUUGGAUACGGGAGUGCCGUCCGAAAAGUUUUUCAGUGUUUUCUUUUCGAAACCAACUGAAUCUGUGAGUGUUUUCUGUCCCAAGUGCAAGUUGCUGUCAUGUUGGAGGAUGUCAGUGUGCCAGGGAGCAGCUAGGAGGUAGACCGUUCUUCCCUGAAGUCUAGCUGUUUGGAAAAAUCAUUCAAGAAUGGACGGAAGCACAAGAGGACGUAAAAUCCUGCUGCGAGAUCUAAACGCUCAUCUGCUCUGUGUUCUUUGUGGAGGGUACUACAUUGAUGCCACAUCCAUCUCAGAAUGUCUUCAUACAUUUUGCCGAUCCUGUAUUGUGAAGUACGUGGAGAAGACCAGGUUCUGCCCUAUCUGUGAAGUCCAGUUGAACAACAAAAAUCCAUUGCUCAGUCUCAGCCCCGACAAGACGCUUCAAAGACUAGUCUACAAGAUGGUUCCCGGUUUGUACAGCAGUGAAAUGGCGCGACGCCGUAGCUUCUACCAGAACGGGGAGACGUCAGCUGGGUCGUCAUCUGAUGAGACGGACGCCAGCAGCUGUGACGUGCCUGACUCACAUCUCAUUGACGCCGCGGCAGCCAACGUAAACGGAGCCGCCACUGUUUUCUAUUCACCUGAAGACAGUAUCAGUCUUUCUCUCGAGUACUAUAACAGCCCCGACAAGACGCUUCAAAGACUAGUCUACAAGAUGGUUCCCGGUUUGUACAGCAGUGAAAUGGCGCGACGCCGUAGCUUCUACCAGAACGGGGAGACGUCAGCUGGGUCGUCAUCUGAUGAGACGGACGCCAGCAGCUGUGACGUGCCUGACUCACAUCUCAUUGACGCCGCGGCAGCCAACGUAAACGGAGCCGCCACUGUUUUCUAUUCACCUGAAGACAGUAUCAGUCUUUCUCUCGAGUACUAUAACAGUGACAAAGAAGCUGGAGAUGAGUCGGAUGUGAACUGCUGCUUGAAAAAAGUGGGUCCUCCAAGGAGAUAUCUCAAGUGCCCAGCGGCUUUGAAAAUGAUUCUUCUGAAAAAGUUCCUACGCACCAAAUAUGGCUUGGCUCCGGACCACAAGGUGGACAUUAUCUACGCUGACGCCGACGAAUGUCUUUCUGAUGACAUUUCCCUCAUGGAUGUCGCCUACAUCUUCUUGUGGAAUCGGGCCAAUCCUAUGAGGUUCAGCUACCGGAUCCUAGAAUGGUCGACAGUGAAGGUACCGGCCAGCUUCGGCAACACAGGAUCGGCCACCUCCCCGCAACCGGCACUCACGUCCGACACCCCUCCCGACCAGACGCGACAGCCGCCCUCCAGUCGCACAUCCGAGAAGGAGAGCUCGUCGCGAGGCCGACGCAUCCAGGACGACAAGCGCCGCAUCCGCGAGACCGACAGUGAACCUGAAAUCAAGAUGUGUCGACAGAAGCAGCCCAAACAGGAGCCCAAGAAACGCGCCCGUCGGGAACCUUCCAUCAAGAAGUCACGUGUGAGCAAGAAGAACGCUCUCAAGAAGAAGGUCAACAACUAUCUCAAAUCCACAAAAUCCACACCCAUCCAACAAACACCACCAGAAGUCCCAGAUGAAUCUAUGGACUCGCUACUGACCAAGGAGCCUGACAUCAAGGAUUCAAUCCAGGAAAAGAUCGAGGCUUGCAUAGAAAACAUCGACCAGGACAUUGACAACGAUAUCUCCAUGGAGCUGCUAGAGGACCAAAUCGAAGAGGAGAUUGUAGAUGACGAUGGGGAACGAUGGAGGUUUGAUGAAGUCAAACAAACGGACAGUAGUAAAGAGAAAGUUGAAGAGGAUAAGGUGGGGGAGGAUUUCGCUCUGAGAGACAAACAAAACGAGAAUGAUGAGGAGGAGGAAGAUGAUGAGUUCAGGUUGAGGAUUUCGGCUUCUGAAGAGGAUUGUCCCCAGGAGGAGGAACCUUCACCACCUUCACCAACAACAGUCGAUAUAGAACCGGAAACCGUGUCAGAAAGCAGUCGCAGCAAAGACAGGAAGGAAAGCUUGAAACGGAAUGGAGAAUUCAAAGUGAAACGGAAGAAUAAGAAGGCCAAACAUCACCACCAUCAUAGACACCACGACCGCAGAAGAGAUCAUCAUCCACCCGCUGCUACAAUUCUGCCCUCUCCAGACACCAAAGACUUGAUGAAGUUGAAAGUCAAGUUGACAACAGUGAAACCCGAUGAACAGUCCAAGCAUAAGUACAACAGUCAUUCACCAAGCAGGCAUCACAACUCCAAGCACAAAGUGUCCUACCAAGUCAUAUCUGAUGAUAGUGAUCAUUUCUCCAAUCACAGCAAUGGACACACCAACAGUGAUGUUGAGAAGUCUGAAAAGCCAUCACAAGUUGUUGAAAAUGGAUCGAAACCUAACGAUCUCCCCAACAAAAAACCUGAGGAUCGGCUUUCUCCUGUCGAGAAGCCAAAAGCUAGUCCAAUCCUUAUCAACUCAUCUACAGAAACUGAUAAAUCGCACACAAAUGGUGACCAAAGUAAUAGUAAUAAAAGUAGCACUAACAGCAAUAAUAAACCAAUCACUGCUACUUUAUCAAGCAAAGAAAGGCUUCUUCAAAUGAGGGCAGUCAGACACAAACCAUCUUUAGAAAACAGCUUACAAAACUUCAGGUCAUUGAGCAAUAAUAACAAUAACAACAAUAAUAAUAGCAAGAAUAACAAUAACAAGAAUGAUGAUAAUGAUGUUAUUGAAAUAGAAGAGAUUAAAACCUCAAACUCGACAAUACUGAUUCCCCCAUCAUCGAUCACUGUGAGCAAGAUAACAGCAGCUGAGAAGAAGAAGAUGGACGAGGAAAAACUAUUGAAAAUGAGUGGGAAAGGUAUAAGUGAAAUGGAAAGCAAGAGGCCAGCACUUGAAAUUAUGCUGGUUGAGGCACCUCCACAAACUAAAAAUGCCCCAGUGAAACAUACACAGGAUGAAAAGAAGCAGGAUGAUAAAGUCAAUAACAUUAAUGCCUCCAAAAUUAAUUCCAAUGCUAUUCCAAUCGUGAAACUUCAGAAGACUCUUAAUCUGCAGCAGAAUGGAAGACAGUCUCUCCUUACAAUUGCUCAAAAGCUAAACAACUCGAAAACGUUGAAUAAUAAAUCCCCUCCAGUUGCAGUAAACAGAUCAUUACAAGUCACAACACCCAAUAAUAAGGAGACAAAAAGUAAGCAACAGCAGCAGCAGCAGCAGCAGCAGCAAAAGAAGACCUCUGAUGAUGUUAAAGUUGUUCAAGACAGUAAUGGGAGUAGUCUGAACAAAAAUAGAAGUCCUGGUUCGCAUGAUACAGGGGCUCUAGACUUAUCAGACAAGUCGUCAAGGAAAGGAUCAUCCCCAGCUUCAUCUAUAUCAUCAGAUGGUUGUCCUUCACCUAACAGCAGCAAUUUCUACUCAUUGCUCCAGUCACAGACGAAUGAGAGAACAACUGGACACCAACAACCUCAGACCAGCAGAACACCUGCCAACAAUUCCUCCCAAUCUCCAGCUUCAGCAUCUCCCAAAAACGGUCCAGAAUCUGGUUUCCCAGCUGCCAUGAGGAACCUGAUGACCCUAUCAGACACGGCGUCGCAGAUCAGGGACAUGAUGGCUGCUCGGGACACGACAGACCGCUUCCAGCAGCUGGCUCGAACCCAUAACUUCCAGCAGAAACGAUCUCCACAACACUUCCACUCUGAGUCACCGCCAUCUACCAUCAAACUUCCCCAGGCGAUGCUCUCGCCUUCAACACGAGCUGUACUGGCAUCUUCCCCUACGACCCCUCUGAAGAUCCCCGUACCUCGUGCUGUUCCCAUCAACAAUAAGAUGAUCGCCAACCGAAACGGGACAACUCCCAUGCCUGUGAGGCCUUUUUCGCCCCCGAAAAAAGUUGGUGUCAAUGGACGAACUCAUGUGAUGCCACCUCCUCCAGCCGCUAUACCUUUGGCCAGUAUCAGGCGCAUGGAGAGUAUGACCAGGUCACUUAAUAUUGAGAAAGUGGCAGCAGGUCUACAAGUGAAAGCAGCUGUUGAAGCUGGGUUCAGUGUUCAGUAG